Messenger RNA from Ricinus communis (castor bean), 2101 nucleotides. RefSeq names its product tryptophan aminotransferase-related protein 4-like. Gene Ontology annotation, biological process: amino acid metabolic process. The transcript is spliced from 5 exons. Gene Ontology annotation, molecular function: carbon-sulfur lyase activity; transaminase activity. Bases 714 to 1853 code for a protein of 379 amino acids. The record is from RefSeq and is a predicted model, not a curated record. NCBI's taxonomy places the organism in Eukaryota, Viridiplantae, Streptophyta, Magnoliopsida, Malpighiales, Euphorbiaceae.
UCUCAUGCUCAGGCCAUGGAAGAGUGUUCUUGGAUAGCAUGAUCGUUGAUGGAAAGAAAGAGCCAGUCUGUGAAUGCAACUCUUGCUAUGGAGGUCCCGAUUGCUCCCAGUUUGAUCCUUCCUGUCCUGCUAAUGCUGAUAGGCUGAAGUUCAAUUGCCCUAAGUUGACCCUUUUAAGAUUUUUCCAAGAAAAAGACAUGACAAAUUACAGAAUGGAAUCAGAUGGGUGUAGUUACUUAUUAGAAUAAGGUGCCACACUGACUAAUUGGUGUACUAAGAGUUGAAGUGACAGAGCAAAUUUAUCAUUUUGCUAUUUACUGUAUCAAGUCAUCACAAAUACUGUAGAAAAUACCAUGUAUACACUUAUCAAUGGGCCAAUUGGUAUAAAUUCGUGAUAAAGCUCCUAAGGCUUCUCAGUUGCCAACACUUAUGCUGCAUUCUACACCAUGAUUUGCUGUUUUAGCUUUCUGUUGUUUUUAAGUGUUUCUUUUAAUAUAUUAUGUAAUCAACGAUAUCUUGUCCCAUUUCUUUGUUUACAAUUCCUCUAGUUUGCAUUUUUUCUUGCUCUGUAAUUCUGAUGGAUUGUGUUGUAGGGGAGCCUACUGGCUUGGUAAUUUCACAGCACACAUCCAUAUUUUUCCCAUUCUGAAAAAUUAAAAAUAAUAAAACUUUUUUAUGAAAAAAGAAGAAAAAAGAAAAAAGAAAAAAGAACCAUGUUCUUUAAUUAUUGUGGCUAUAUCAUCAAGAUCAACACAGCCUUUGUAUAUUGUAACAGUGGGGAUCCAUUGUUCCUGGAGCCCUUCUGGAUGCAGAAUGCCGCCGGCAGUGCUGUUGUAGUAGCAGGAUGGCACCGAAUGAGCUACGUAUACAGUGAUCAAUCCUUAAUCUCAUUAGAACUCGAAAGGCACAUCCGCAAGCUCCAUGCCACUGUUGGGAAUGCAGUAACAGAAGGAAAAUAUAUUAUUUUUGGUGCUGGCUCAACCCAACUCCUUCAUGCUGCAGUUAAUUCUUUAUCCCCUGAUAACUCCUCAUCCCCUGCCAGAGUUGUAGCUUCAAUCCCAUUUUACCCGGUUUAUAAACAACAGACAGACCUUUUUCACUCGCUGAAUUUCAGGUUUCAAGGAGACACAUCAUUAUGGAGAAACAACACAGAUACAAAUGCAGAGAUGAUUGAGUUUGUAACUUCACCAAACAAUCCUGAUGGACAGCUGAACAAAGCAGUUCUUGAAGGCUCUAAUGUGAGAGCAAUCUAUGAUCAUGCUUACUUUUGGCCACAUUUCACAGCAAUUCCAGCUCCAGCAGAUGGAGAUAUGAUGCUAUUUACACUCUCCAAGCUCACCGGUCAUGCUGGAUCCAGAUUUGGGUGGGCAGUGAUAAAGGAUGAGGUUAUCUAUCAAAGAAUGCAAACAUAUCUGAAAUUAAAUACACUUGGAGUUUCUCGAGAGUGUCAGUUACGAGCUCUGAAGCUGCUGAAAGUAGUCCUUCAAGGAGGAAAUGCUAUAUUUGAAUUUGGACAGGAGACAAUGAGGAAACGCUGGGAAAGAUUGAGCAAGACAGUAUCAAUGUCAAAGCGAUUCUCGAUCCAGAAAAUACCGCCCCAAUACUGCAUCUACUUCAAGAAAGUCAGGGAAGCAUCCCCAGCUUAUGGAUGGCUCAAGUGUGAGAGAGAAGAAGAUAAAGACUGUUAUGCAGUCCUUCAGGGAGGGAAUAUCAUCGGUCGUCCUGGUAACUUGUUUAAUGUUGAAGAUGGGUAUGUGCGUAUCAGCCUGCUCAAGAGACAAGAUGAUUUUGAUUUACUGAUUGACAAGCUGAACCAGCUGGUCUCUGAGGAAGAUGGUCCCAAAAGCAUUUGAAGAAUUUAAAAUCCAAAACUUUAUAAAUCAAGAUUUCCCUGUAAGAGUUCCUGUUCCUUCUCCAUCUAUGUUAAAGAGAAAAAGAAAAUGCGUACAGAUAAAAUGGUGAUGUUUUGUUGACCUUAAUCAUUGUGUAAAUUACAUGAAUUGAAGGGGUCAAUGUCCCUGGAUUAUUUGAAGAGGUCAAUGUCUAUUGACCUGCUCAAUAAUAUGUUGAUAAUAUAAAGUAUGUAUUUUUUUACUGAUAA